UCCUCUUAGGGGCUUGUCGUGUUUGCUUUUCCUUGGACACAGAAGAAUUCAAUUGUCGGGAUUGUGGGAUGUUUUAGCGCGACUGUCCCGGUUGUCGGCGACAUUGCCUUUCGGGGACUUUGAGGAUAGUGACAAAGCCGAAGUUGCGCGAUCAACGCAUUACAAUCGGCAUCCCAAGCUGACUAACGAUAUAAUAGGUGGCAAGACUGCGAGAGGGCGCUGCAGUCGGAGCUUAGCUAGUGAUCUACUCAAUCGCUAGAGAGCUAAGCUACCGUAUUGGAUAGACUUUGUAGCAUGGCGCAGUCAGUGCGGAUCGGCGUGGACGUCGGCGGAACAAACACCGACGCGGUGUUAAUCGACCUGGGACAGCGAGACGCACCGUCUCGGGGCAUUCGCUCAUCUCACAAAGCCCCAACGUCCCCGGAUGUCACCACGGGCAUCCAAGAAGCUAUCAACACAGUCCUCCGGGACUCCAGGGUCGCUCCAGAAAAUGUGGCGUCCGUUACUAUUGGCACAACUGCCUUCCUGAACUCCGUGCUGGAGCAAGACCCCCGCCGUCUAAGCAAGGUUGCGAUUAUCCGAUUGUCGAAAUCGUUCCUGCGCGAUGUGAAGCCGUUUUCCGAGUGGCCAGCUGGACUGGCCAGUCUCAUCAAUGGAUAUGUCGGGUACAUCGAUGGCGGCCUCCAUAUUGAUGGGUCUCAGGAGGCGCCGGUGGUCGAAUCGCAGGUCGUUCGGGAGUGCGAGAACAUCAAGGCGCUGGGUUUAACGACUGUCGUCGUGGCAGGUGUUUACUCGCCCAUUGAUGAGGUGUUCCGACAGGAGGAAACAGUGCGGGAGAUCAUUGCCCGCGAGAUUCCGGGGGCGGACGUCGUAUGUUCGAAGGAGAUUGCCAAUAUAGGUUUCCUGGAACGGGAAAAUGCUGCUAUCCUCAACGGCGCCAUCUUGAGAUACGCGCGUCAAACAAUCCGACGCUUCCGGGGUGCGAUGAAAUCCCUUCAUCUGCAGUGUCCGCUGUUUCUCACACAGAAUGAUGGCACCAUCAUAGAUGCGACUAAUGCAGCUAAGACACCUAUCCGGACGUUCAACUCCGGUGCUACAAAUUCCAUGCGCGGCGCCGCAUAUCUAGCUGGAGAGGAUCUGGCUAAUAAGUCUACGAUCGUCGUUGAUAUCGGUGGAACCACGACUGAUGUUGGGGUUCUGCUUCCCUCCGGGCUGCCACGUCAAGCUUCGGCUUAUGUCAAAGCCGCGGGAAUCAAGGUCAAUUAUUCCAUGCCCCAUUUGUACUCUGUCGGACUCGGUGGAGGAUCCAUUGUCCGCGAUGCACAAAGCGACGCAAAGACCGGGGCUGUCACCGUUGGUCCAGAUUCCGUUGGGCAUAGACUGCUCACAGAGGGUCUUGUGUUUGGCGGAGAGACUCUGACUGCAACGGAUAUUGCUGUUGCCGGUGGUCAGUGUGUCGUAGGUAAUGCGGAGUCCGUUAAACAUCUAGCUCCUGAAUUGGUAUCUGCGUCACAGACACGGAUCAAACAGGUCUUGGAGCGCUCAAUUGACCUCAUGAAGACCUCACCAGAGCCACUGCCAGUGCUCCUUGUCGGAGGAGGUGCCGUUCUGGCCCCUGCAGAGCUAGUGGGUGCCUCCAAACUCAUCAACCCGCCAUUCUUCGAUGUAGCGAACGCGGUGGGCGCCGCCUGCGCCAAGGUCGGUGGAACAGUAGAUAAAAUAACCAGCAUCGCAAAUCAGUCGAUCACGGACGCUGUGGAAGACGCUAAGAAAGCUGCCAUUGAACGAGCUAUUCAAGCCGGCGCCGUUCCAAAUAGUGUUUUUAUUGCUGAGGUUGAGUCCAUGCCGAUUCCAUAUAUUUCCAAUCAGUUGAGAACUGUCGUCAAGGCGAUUGGAGAUUUGGAUACUGAGAGGUCAAUGAACAUGUUUGUUGACAACGAUGAGGGCGCCGUGGAGGAGGAGACAAUAGCUGACAGCCCCAGGACGGUGGAACACCUUCAAGUGCCGGACGUGAUUCCCGUUGAUCAUCUUACCUACAGGCCGAAGGUUCUCUUCAACGAGAAGGCUGGCUGGCACGAAUGGCUCCUGACAGAAACCGACCUGGACUACAUCGCAGACGGAGCGUAUGUCCUCGGCUGCGGCGGUGGCGGAAGUCCAGACGCUGGCCGCAUUCAACUACAAGAGAUGAUCCGUCAAGGGUACAAAAUCCGGUGCAUCGAUCAUUCCGUCCUGCCGGACGAUGCACUCGUCUACUGGGGAGGACGCAUGGGAUCACCGGCAACCACUGUGGAGCGACUCCAAGCCCACGAAACGGUGGAUGCGAUCGGCCAGCUCAUGCACUACAUGGGUCACAAAUCCUUCGAUGCCGUGAUGGGCCUCGAAAUCGGUGGGUCCAAUGGUCUCGAAGCCUUUCAAUGGGGGUCGGAUCGAUUCUACGAUUGCCCCGUUAUUGACGCGGACUUCAUGGGCCGUGCCAAUCCCAUGAUCUGGCAGACUACAAUGGCCGUGUAUCGGCCGGGGGAGCUCGCUCCUUGUGCAAUUGACUCCGGCGAUGGAAGGUCUGUCAUCAUGCCCCGAGCGGGCGAUGAUGAGAUGGUCGACCGGGUGCUCCGUGCUGCUUUGACUGAAAUGGGCUCUUUAGUUGGCUUAUCAGCUCGCCCGACAAAUGGUGCGGCUGUGAGGGCAAUCGCCAUUUUGAAUACGGUGUCACUAUCAUGGAGAAUCGGGAGAGCCAUUGCCCAAGCUGCUCAAUAUAGUACACUUCUCACCGUGCCAGAAGCCAUCAUUGCUGAAGUCGGAGGCCCCCAGUCCGCCAAGGUCCUAUUCCGAGGCAAGAUCUCUGGAAUCGAGCAAACAGUAUACAAAGGACAUUCAUACGGCGAGCUCAUCAUCACCGAAGUCCCCGCCGAAGAUGACGACCAGGCCAAUAAUCAGAAUUGCUCUCCUGCGGUUGCGCAAGGUGGGCAGCUCCGCAUCCCGUUCAAAAAUGAGAAUAUCUACGCAGAGCAUCAUGCUGCCGACGGCUCGAGGAAGAUCAUUGCCAGCGUACCGGACCUCAUUUGCAUCUUGGACAAGGAAUCAGGCAAGCCAAUCGGGGUGCCAGAGUACCGCUAUGGCUACCAGGUGGUGGUGCUGGGAUUAGCCUGCUCUCCACACUGGUCCAAGACGAAACGAGGCCUCGAGAUCGGUGGACCAAAGGGCUAUGGAUAUGAUUUCGCAUAUGAGCCGUUGGGCGAGUAUGUUGAGCCUAGGAGUGUGAUUGAUGAGUUCAAGGAGGGUAAUUAGGCCGCACGCAGCAGAUCAUCCUAUAAAAUUGUUAAUACUAGCGUUAAUGAAUACUUUCCACCUCGUGUAAGCCAAAUUCCCCACUUAAAGACGACAGGGACCAUAGAUGUGAGAAGGAGAGAAUCCACUUGACAAGAUCGAAGUGGAGAAUCAACAGAAUUAAUUACAUACGCCGUAUUCUCCACUGGGUUUAUCCGCUCGGGUGGAUGUUGAUCCGAUGAUUUCGGGGGCAUGACAAACAUGACAAACAUUCCAUUCGAGCACAAGACCAAUAUUGGAGCCCAAGGCACGCUUUAAACGACACAAAAAGAGAACCCAAAGGAAAAGACUGCUGAACUAAAUACGAGGCUGAGUAGUAACGGCUCUUUCGGAUUUUCGGUAGAUAUUUACAGCUUGGGGUAAGGUCCGUGGAGAUGAUUCCAGAUGUCUGCGGUCUUGCCCUCUCGAGAUAUAUAUUUAAAGAAGUCCUGUGUCACGGUCUCAAAUUGUCAUGAAGUGACUCCAAGCUCUAGACACAGAUUGACCUGUUCUACCUAAACGUUCUAU
Molecule: messenger RNA, 3831 nt
Organism: Aspergillus pseudonomiae
Lineage: Eukaryota; Fungi; Ascomycota; Eurotiomycetes; Eurotiales; Aspergillaceae
Exons: 3
Coding region: 295-3285 (996 amino acids)
Biological process (GO): glutathione metabolic process
Cellular component (GO): cytosol
Molecular function (GO): 5-oxoprolinase (ATP-hydrolyzing) activity
Source: RefSeq, a predicted model, not a curated record